Mya arenaria is the source of this 2165-nucleotide messenger RNA. RefSeq names its product cell division cycle protein 16 homolog. The record is from RefSeq and is a predicted model, not a curated record. The coding region runs from base 6 to 1871 and encodes 621 amino acids. Gene Ontology annotation, biological process: cell division. The transcript is spliced from 17 exons. NCBI's taxonomy places the organism in Eukaryota, Metazoa, Mollusca, Bivalvia, Myida, Myidae. Gene Ontology annotation, molecular function: protein binding.
CUAAAAUGGCGGGUGAGAACGACAAUGCGGAAGGGCUAGAGUUUGUAACUCAGCGCUCUGUGUCAAGUUUUAAUCUUUCAAGACUAAGAGAACGUGUAAAAGAAUAUAUUGAUAAACAUGAUUAUGAAUCAGCUUUGUUUUGGUCGGACAAGCUUGUCACACUUUCCAAUGGCAAUGUGGAUGAUGUGUACUGGUAUGCCCAGUGUCUCUAUCUCAUCGGCCAAUACCACAGGGCUGCACACUGCAUCCUUAGAAAAAAACUUCAUAAGAAUCACUUGUGUUGCAGAUAUCUUGCCGCAAAAUGUCAUUACGCAUGUAAGGAGUACCAGGAGGCCUUGAACAUUCUCGACUUUGCUGAGAGCACUGGGCUGCCACUGAACCGACGGAUGUCCUUUGCCAAUCAGAGUGUACAUGAACCGGAAAUACUGCCCAGCUCGGGUAAAAAUAUGCAGAGUUCCAUCAAUAUGUUACGGGGUGAGAUAUACGAAGCCAUGGACAACAGGGCGUUGGCCCAAGAAUGUUAUUGGGAGGCCUUACGACAGGAUGUCUACUGUUACGAUGCCUUCAAUCUCCUGGUGAACCAUCAGAUGCUGUCUGCACAGGAAGAGAAGGAGUUGUUGGCCUCGUUACCAUUCAGUACCCAGUGUCCCAGUGAGGAGGUGGAGCUAGUCAAAUACCUGUAUGAAAACAAACUGAAAAAGUAUGACAAGCCGAUGGAGGCUCGCAUUCCCGACAGCCUUGAAGUUCUCAGCGAGAAUCUUGAUGUGAUCGUCAACCUGGCAGAGAGACAUUACUACAACUGUGACUUCCGGGAGUGCUAUAAACUCACGACCAAGAUAUUAAAUGAAGACCCCUACAACAGUACAUGCCUGCCCAUACAUAUAGCUGUGCUCGUCGAACUCAAGAAAACCAACAGUCUGUUUUAUUUAGCCCAUAAACUAGUUGAUCUCUACCCUAAUAAACCUGUUUCCUGGUUCGCGGUGGGAUGUUACUACUUGUUGAUUGAUAAUAAAGACCCAGCACGAAGAUACCUCAGUAAGGCUACAGCGUUACAGCGGACCUAUGGACCUGCAUGGUUGGCUUUCGGUCAUUCCUUCGCUACAGGAAACGAACACGAUCAGGCAAUGGCUGCUUACUUUACGGCCGCACAGCUCAUGAAAGGGUGUCACCUGCCAGCCUUGUAUAUCGGCCUUGAGUAUGGCUUGACAAACAACCCCAAAUUGGCUGAGAAGUUCUUCAAACAGGCUCUGAACAUUGCGGAGGGCGACCCGUUUGUGCUUCAUGAGAUGGGCGUGAUAGCUUACCAGAAUGAAGACUGGGGUACUGCCGAGGGCUAUUUCAAAGACGCUCUGGCAAGGCUGCAGGCAGUUGAACAGCAGCCAAACAUCACAGAGAAAUGGGAACCCUUGUUGAACAACCUUGGACACACAAGUCGCAAACUCAAGAAAUACAAUGAAGCGUUGGAAUAUCAUGCGCAGGCCCGAAUCCUCGAUCCUCAGAAUCCUUCAACCUACUCAAGCAUCGGUUAUGUGUACGCAUUACAAGGGGAUAACUUCCAGGCUGUAGACUACUUUCAUAAGGCGCUGUCUAUACGGCGUGACGAUGCAUUUUCCACCACUAUGUUGUCCAACCUGGUCGAGUCACUCAUGCAGGACCUAUCUCCAGGGGAAGACCUUGAGGACAGUCCUGUGUUUUCGACGUUUAAGUAUAGCCUUGAUGGGGUGGGGCUGGACUCCUCCCAGGACAGUAUCAUCAUGCCCCCGGUUAUGAGACUCACCUCCCAGCUAGAUGAUUCAUCCGUUAACGAGUCGUCCGAGCUCGAGAGCAGCAAUCUCAUGAUUGAGGAGGUUGAAAUGGGGGAUUGUGAUUGAAAUGUGAAAUAGUUUUUGUGGUGGAUAUUAGUGAAUGAAUUAUUUAAAUGAUUAAAAUAAGGGAAGUUUGUGACCCAGAACAGUUUUUAGAUCACCUGCAGUCAUCUGUAUAAAACUAUAUCAUUGGUUUGGUUCAAGUUGGCCAAAAUGUUUUUUGAUUGGUCUAUAUUUAAUCAAAUAUUUCUGUUGACCAAUCAAUGAGCUCUUAUUUAUUAUUAUCAUCGACAACAAUUUGUUUGUCAACAUUGUUGGAGUCACAUUUCAGGCCUGAUAUUAAAGAAAACUUGUUAGAAA